This is a messenger RNA of Astrephomene gubernaculifera, 2184 nucleotides long. Lineage: Eukaryota; Viridiplantae; Chlorophyta; Chlorophyceae; Chlamydomonadales; Astrephomenaceae. The record is from the annotation of a GenBank genome assembly.
CGGACGGUCGCUGCAAAGGACAGCAGUGCGGUUGUACGACGCCAGUUUGGACUGAUUAUAUGACCUUCGAGCUCGCUUGUGCAGGCACAAGGCGUUGAAAAUGUCGCGGUGGAGUAUACUUGCUCUUCUUCUAGGGCUGCUGCUUGUAGCAGCCCCAUUCUCCAAGCACCAGCUCGCCGCAGCAUCUGAUGAGUAUGAUGACGACGACGAGGAUGCUCCUAGCGCUCCCAAGGACGAUGAUGAGAAGGACGUUGUAGUUGUGACUGUCAAGAACUGGGAUGAUACUGUCAAGAAGGCCAAGUUCGCCCUUGUGGAGUUCUACGCUCCCUGGUGCGGUCACUGCAAGAGCCUCAAGCCCCAUUAUGCCAAGGCUGCCACGAUCUUGAAGGCGGCAGUGCCUGAUGCUAUCAUCGCCAAGGUCGACGCCACCGUUGAGGAGUCGCUGGGCAGCAAGUUCAGCGUCCAGGGCUAUCCUACUCUCAAGUGGUUCGUUGAUGGCGAGCUGGUUUCGGACUACGGUGGCUCCCGCGACACUGAGGGUAUCGUUAACUGGGUCAAGAAGAAGACCGGCCCGCCCGCCGUGAGCGUGGAGGACGCCGACAAGCUCAAGUCGCUGGAGGCUGACAACGAGGUGCUGGUGCUGGGCUACUUCAGCGAGCUCAAGGGUGCUGACUACGAGACCUUCAAGUCCUUCGCCUCCAAGACCGAGGACGUGGCCUUCGCUGAGACCACCAGCGCCGAGGUUGCCCAGGCUGCGGGUCUGGAGGCGGCCGGCACCGUGGCUGUCAUCAAGAACUUCCCUGGUGAGGCUCGCGAGGUUGCCGUCAGCUCCGACCUGUCCGGUCUGGAGGCGUUCGUGAAGGGCGAGAAGCUGCCCGCCACCAUCGAGUUCAGCCAGGAGAACAGCGGCAAGAUCUUCAACAGCGGCAUCCCCAAGCAGCUCAUCCUGUGGGCUAGCCCCGAUGAGCUGGCGGCUGAUGCGGAGGUGAUGUCCGCCUACCGCGCCGCCUCCAAGAAGUUCAAGGGCCAGCUGGUGUUCGUAACGGUCAACAACGAGGGCGAGGGCUCUGAGCCCGUCACCAACUUCUUUGGACUCAAGGGCGCCAGCUCGCCAGUGCUGCUGGGCUUCCACAUGGAGAAGAACCGCAAGUACAAGCUGUCGGAGCCGCUCACUGCCGCCUCCGUGGAGGCCUUCGCCGCCUCCGUGGCCGACGGCUCCGCGCAGCCCGAGUACAAGAGCCAGCCGGUUCCCGAGGACCCGGUGGAGGAGGGUGUGACGGUGGUGGUGGGCAAGAGCGUGGACAGCGUUGUGAUGGACCCCACCAAGGAUGUGCUGCUGGAGGUGUACGCCCCCUGGUGCGGCCACUGCAAGCAGCUGGAGCCCACCUACAAGAAGCUGGCCAAGCGCUUCAAGAAGGUGAGCAGCGUGGUGAUCGCCAAGAUGGACGGCACGGAGAACGAGCACCCCAGCAUCGAGGUCAAGGGCUUCCCCACGAUCAUCUUCUUCCCCGCGGGUGAGGACAAGACGCCCAUCGCCCUCGAGGGAGGCGACCGCUCGCUCAAGGCACUCACCAAGUUCAUUAAGUCCAAGGCCAAGAUUCCGUACGAGCUUCCCAAGAAGUCGGGCGGCGCUGAGGAGGCUGCGUCGGAGAAGGACGAGCUGUAAAUUGCUGUGUGCUACUCCCGCUGCUGAUGUUGUUGUCGCUGGUUUGUGUUUCGUGUUCAAGCAACGUUUGGGACGAUGUUUAAGAAUCGAAGAUUCGACGACCCUAGACUACCGUAAUAGUUGAAGACUCAGCAGAACCAAACCCAACAAUAACGCGCCUGUGCUUUCCGACUCACGAUGCUGAGGAGGAGUACAGGCAGCUGCUGCUACGCGUGUUGCCCCGCUGGGAGACGUUUGCGUCGGAGCGUCGGAGGGGGGGGAUCGGAUGCCUGCAUGGGGUACCCGUUGAGGUGGCCGGUGUACGGUGGUGGGCGUAACCAGCGGUAUGCGCCGGGGUGUGGAACCUGGUAUGUGGGUUUGUUGCCGUGUGCUGCACAAUGUGUGCAUCAGUGUGCAUAUUUGUGUUGUUGGUGGGGUAUGUGCAUGCCACAUGAAACCGUGAAUACCCGGUACAUAAGAAGCCGUGAGAUGUGAGACACAGGUCGUCUGCCUUUCCCUAUGUAAGCCUUCGUAAGGAA